AUGGCCCGUGUCCUUCUCCUCAGGCUUCUCCUGCUUACAGCGCUGGCAGCCCCCUCCCAAGGCAACCGCCUCGGAUCCACACCUCGCCUGCGUUAUUCCAGGUUCCUAGAUCCUUCCAAUGUCAUUUUCCUGCGCUGGGACUUUGACCUGGAGGCUGAGGUCAUCACUUUUGAGCUCCAGGUCCGGACGGCUGGCUGGGUGGGCCUGGGUGUCACGCAUCGCUACACCAACGUGGGAGGUGACCUUGUUGUGGGAGCAGUCUUGCCCAAUGGCAAUGUCUAUUUCUCGGACCAGCACCUAGUGGAUGAAGACACCCUGGAGGAGGACGGGCGUCAGGACGCCGAGCUGCUGGGGCUAACGGAAGACGCUGUCUAUACCACCAUGCGCUUCUCCAGGCCCUUCCGCUCCUGCGACCCUCACGACCUAGACAUCACGGGUGACACCGUGAGGGUGCUGGCGGCCUACGGCCUGGAUGACACACUCAAGAUGGACCAGGGGCGUGCUUUCGUCAAGUCCAUCUUCCUGCUACAAGUGGUCCACCCAGAUGACCUGGAUGCCCCUGAGGACGCCAUCAUCCAUGACUUGGAAAUCACUGAUUUCCUCAUCCCAGAGGAUGACACCACGUAUGCCUGUACCUUCCUCCCCCUCCCCAUCGUCAGCAAGAAACAUCACAUCUACAAGUUUGAGCCCAAGCUGAUGGACCACAACGAGACGAUAGUGCACCACAUCCUCGUGUACGCCUGUGGCAAUGCCAGCGUCCUCCCCACGGGCAUCAGCGACUGCUACGGGGCUGACCCCGCCUUCUCCCUCUGCUCGCAGGUCAUCGUGGGCUGGGCUGUCGGGGGCACCAGUUACCAGUUCCCAGACGACGUGGGCGUCUCCAUUGGGACGCCCUUGGACCCCCAGUGGAUCCGGCUGGAGAUUCAUUACAGCAAUUUCCACAACCGUCCCGGCCUGUACGACACCUCGGGGAUCCGCAUGUACUACACGGCGCGGCUGCGCGCGCACGACAUGGGCGUCCUGCAGCUGGGCGUCUUCACCUUCCCCAUCCACUUCAUCCCGCCGCGCGCCGAGUCCUUCCUGUCCUACGGGCUGUGCAAGACCGAGAAGUUUGAAGAGAUGAACGGGGCCCCUGUGCCCGACAUACAGGUGUAUGGCUACCUGCUCCACACCCACCUGACUGGGCGGGCGCUGCAGGCCGUGCAGUACAGAAAUGGAACGCAACUCCGAACGAUCUGUAAAGAUGCUUCCUACGACUUCAACCUGCAGGAGACUCGAGAUUUACCUGGUCGAGUGGAGAUCAAGCCGGGAGAUGAGUUGCUGGUCGAGUGUCACUACCAGACGCUGGACCGCGACUCCCUGACUUUUGGGGGUCCCAGCACCAUUAAUGAGAUGUGCCUCAUCUUCCUCUUCUACUACCCCCGAAACAACAUCUCCAGCUGCAUGGGGUACCCUGACAUCAUCUACGUGGCCCAUGAGCUGGGGGAGGAGGUUUCAGAUUCCAUGGAGGGCAUGAUGGCCAUAAACAACGUCGAGUGGACCCCGGAGAGCAUUAAGAAGGCCGAGAAGGCCUGCAAGGAGGCUGAGCAGAUGGUGAUAAUAAAGACCAUUGAUGAGGUGGUGGAAAACACGACAGGCUUGAUUCCGGAAAUCACGCCUACUCCCCGGGGGCCCUGCGUGGAGUCCUCCGGAGGCAAAGUGGAGCCCCAGGACGAGAGCCCUGCAGGCUUCAAGGCUUCGCCGAUGGCCCUCUCGGACGCGGGCACUGCCACCCUGAGGUGCCUCCCCCUGGCUGCCCUCUUGUUUGGGCAGGGGGCCCUCUCUUGGCUCCUUGCCACCCUGCAGACUAGAGCCUGA
Messenger RNA from Pteropus alecto (black flying fox), 1857 nucleotides. RefSeq names its product putative DBH-like monooxygenase protein 2. The record is from RefSeq and is a predicted model, not a curated record. Gene Ontology annotation, cellular component: secretory granule membrane. Gene Ontology annotation, biological process: norepinephrine biosynthetic process; dopamine catabolic process; octopamine biosynthetic process. Gene Ontology annotation, molecular function: copper ion binding; dopamine beta-monooxygenase activity. Bases 1 to 1857 code for a protein of 618 amino acids. The transcript has 13 exons. NCBI's taxonomy places the organism in Eukaryota, Metazoa, Chordata, Mammalia, Chiroptera, Pteropodidae.